AUGGCGCCCGGCGCAAGUCGUCCGUAUCGGCGACAGUUGAGCAUCACCCGCUUCUCGGCACGACGGCUGUUCUUGUAUGUAACAGGCGCACUCGUGGUCGCUGCAUGCGUCUCAGCUCUUGCAAAGCUAGCCGCAAACCUCACAAGAGGGUCAGAGCAGCAUGCGAUCCCGGAGGAGAUCCCUGGUGAGCCAAUACCGCUGGGGCAGUCGCGGGAUAGAGGAGGAAGAGAGGUAUUUUGGUGGGAGCAGUUCCCACGACUGAAUGGAUUCUACAAUGGCCGAAGAAAACUGGUCACGUUGUCACACUACGUGUCCGAGCAGGACCGCGAGUCGCCAGAACCUGAACGCGAUUCGACGCCGCUACUCGCACCUGUUCGGGCGCAAGUGAAACAUGACGGCAAGAAAUGUUUCGCCGACGAGGAAGAGACGCUUGAGAUCCCGCAAUGGUCAGCAUACAAUGGCUUGCCGCAACGUAUGUCUGCUCCGUUGCUCGGCUCAGCCGAGGUCCUUGACCUAGACAACGCAAGAUGUUACGACCGCGUAGAAAGACUGGGCCCUUACGGCAAUGCGCCUGUUGAAACCGAGCAGAGCGUAGCCUAUGCGCCUGGCGGCGACAAUGCAGACGGUCCUAGUCGACACCCCGAAUGGAGUCGUGCGAAAUGGAGUCCAGCUCAGGAUAAGUGCUACGAGAAGAAUCGUGACGUUGUCAAGAGCAGAACGGCAUUCAUUAUCAGAACAUGGGCUGGCUACAAGUACACUCGUUACGAUAUCGCAGUUUUGCGAGCAAUCGUGAGCGAGAUAGCUCUUGCAUCCCGUGGCAAGUACACAGUGCACUUUCUGGUUCACCUUCAGGACGACAGCAUUCCUAUUUGGGCGUCUGAAGAGGAAUACAAUCGCGUUCUGCAAUCAAGCAUCCCGAUGGAGUUUCACGGCAUGGCUACCCUAUGGUCAGUAGCACAGAUGAAGUUGAUCUAUCCGCCACCAUUUCCGGAGAGCAUUGUCAAUUUCUCUGGUGGCGAUGUGUAUGAGGCGUACAGAUCACUACAUUUUCCUCUCCAGUACUUUGCUGAGAAGCAUCCGGAAUUCGACUACUUCUGGCAGUGGGAAAUGGACAUUCGUGUCACCGGGCACUACCAUGAGCUCCUCGAGCAAAUAUCGGCAUGGGCUGAGAAGCAGCCCCAGGAGUACAGCUGGGAGCUAUCAUCGCGUUUCUACAUUCCUGCCUUGCAUGGAACGUAUGACGAAUAUGUGCAGACUAUCAAGAAUGAGAUGGCAGAACAGAGCAUGGCACCUAUCGCUGGUCCUCAAUUGCCUAAGGCAGAUUUGGUUGACACCCCGGAGCAGGCCAAUCCGCCGCACGCGGACCAUAUCACGGAUUUGAUCACAUUCAAUCCCCUCUUCGAUCCAACUGGGACGAAAUGGGCAUUCCACGAUGAUAUCACUGGCUAUGACGAGCGUCCGCCUACUCGUGCCGCUCUCAUCACAGCGUCUCGGAUGUCCCGUCGUUUGCUGCGGCUAAUGCACAAAGAAACUUAUGCCAGAAAUCAUACAAUGUUUCCAGAGAUGUAUCCCGCAUCUAUCGCCCUUCAGUAUGGGUUGAAGGCCAUCUAUGCACCAUUACCGAUCUACUUUGAUCGCGAUUGGCCGCCUGUCCAUGCCAACGAGGUGUUCAACAACGCCGAAUUGAGCGAUGAUUCGAAAGGAGCAGGCAUGGACCACGGCGAUGGGCACUUUCAUGGAAAAGGCGGGAGUGUCUUCGGUCCAGGUGAACACGUGUUCAGGGGAGCGACGUAUUACAGCAAUGCAGCCUUUGCCUCGUACUUGUGGAAACGCUGGCUUGGGCGCGAGAACGAUAAUGAAGAGUUGAAGUGGGAGUCGCAGAACAAGCAAGAUGGUGGCAGGAUGUGUUUGCCAAUGAUGGUGUUGCAUCCUAUCAAGCAAGAGUGA
This is a messenger RNA of Cyphellophora attinorum, 1947 nucleotides long. RefSeq lists its product as uncharacterized. The transcript has a single exon. Bases 1 to 1947 code for a protein of 648 amino acids. Lineage: Eukaryota; Fungi; Ascomycota; Eurotiomycetes; Chaetothyriales; Cyphellophoraceae. The record is from RefSeq and is a predicted model, not a curated record.